Molecule: messenger RNA, 1392 nt
Organism: Penicillium riverlandense
Lineage: Eukaryota; Fungi; Ascomycota; Eurotiomycetes; Eurotiales; Aspergillaceae
Product: Calcium/calmodulin-dependent/calcium-dependent protein kinase
Exons: 1
Coding region: 1-1392 (463 amino acids)
Biological process (GO): protein phosphorylation
Molecular function (GO): protein kinase activity; ATP binding
Source: RefSeq, a predicted model, not a curated record
AUGGUCGCUGCCGACUCCGGUACGCCGGCCGAUAGGUCUGGUUUGACCUACUCGCCCCGUGACUCCCUCAAUGCCGCUCCCAGCAGCAGUCAUGGCGACCGUACCAGGUCCCCGGAGACGCUCUUGCUUCAGUCGGCCCUUUCAGUAGACGAACUCGCGCCUUCCGUACUGCACCCCGAGUACCAGUUCGCGUCGCCGCUGCCAGAGCUUCAGAUCCGUACCGAUUUGCCCAGCGUCCGUCCGACCAGCUCAGGCAAAGAAUCCGAUCCCCUCGCCUCGAACAGCUUGUCGUCGGGGAGCUUCCCGCAUCGUACCCCGAGCCUGCGCGCCCUCGCGGCUCCCAUUUCGAGUGCCGGAUCGUUGUCGCCCGCGUCACUCAUGUCAUCCCCUCAACUCAACGCCAUGGGUGAUAUCACCCCGCUGCCGUCACCUAUCGGCGGUUCGACCCCAUGGCGGAGGGGCGACUUACCAUCACUCUCACGCACGUCCUCCUUGGCGUCACGGAGCGGGUCCAGCUUGCGGCUCAGCGAUUCCUCCCAGAUGCUAGGCCCGUCGACUCGGCCUCGCAACAAAUCAUACACCGGGUUAGAGCAAUCCGGGCGAGAGUCGCCGGUUCCAACCCGUGCUUGGAGGGAAUCAACCUCGACACAUAGUCGCAAUCGCAGUCUGAGCGACUAUGUGCCUCCCGGUCGUCCGUCUGUUUCCCCGCGACCUAUCGCAGUCUCCGGAGCAGGUGUACCAGGUAUCACAUCGUCCUCGAGUACUGAUUCGAAAUCCAAUACCUUGCACCGCGAACAAUAUUUGGCCGUUCAUCGAGGAAUCGCCUUACCCACCAUACGCCCGCCGAGCCCUCCUCGCAGCAGUGGGAGUGGUUAUGGGGACAGCGACGUCGAACCAGUCAUCCGUCACCCGACGCCGCUCAGUACCCCCGAAGAAAUUUAUUCGGUGCGCUCCAUUCGUACGGAUCAAGCCCGCAUUUACCGAAAACUACGGGUUUUGGGCCAAGGCACAUUCAGCCAAGUCAGUCUGGCAGCUAGAGUGGAGCAGGGCCUUAGUACGCAGUUUUCGCCCUCGACCGAUGGGCCGACCGAUGGGCCCAGCGAUAUGGAGCCCUCUGUGUCACAGAAGCUGGUCGCGAUCAAGAUCAUUGAGCAUGGCCCAGCUGGUGGGGCGGACGAGGAACGGCUGGAGGUGUCGCUCAAGCGUGAAGUGGACAUUUUGAAAUCAGUCAACCACCCGUCCUUGGUCCAGUUGAAGGCGUAUGGAAGUGAUGCGAAGCGUGCUCUACUGGUUCUCGACUAUUGCCCCGGGGGGAUCUAUUCGAAUACGCAACCUCGGGGCCUCGGCGCAUGUCGCCUGGCCUUAUCCGUCGUAUUUUCACAGAGCUGGUAG